AUGUUCGGUGCGCCCUACGACUUCCGAUACACCGUCGCGGCGGCGGGACAUCCAUCGAGAACCGGCACCGCGUUCUUCACGAACCUCAAGAGCCUGGUGGAGAGGGCGAGCCAGCUCAACGGUGACCGCCCGGCGAUUAUCGUCACCCACAGCUAUGGUGGCACGCUGGCGCACCAGUUCCUGAUCCAGCAGCCCCUGGCGUGGCGCCGGCGGUUCGUGAGGCACUUCAUCCCCGUCGCCGCUCCAUGGGGCAGGCUCGUGCUGGGCAUGCAGGCCCUCAUCUCAGGCAAAAACCUCGCCCUCCCCUUCGUCGACCCCGAGGCCCUGCGGAAAGAGUACCGCAGCCUGCAGAGCAGCCUGUGGCCGCUACCCAGUGCGAAGGUGUUCGGGGCCGCGCAGCCGCUGGUGAGCACCAAGCGUCGGAACUACUCAGCCGGCGACGUGGUGGACUUCCUCGUCAACAUUGGGUUCGGGGAAGGCGUCGGGCCAUAA
This is a messenger RNA of Triticum turgidum subsp. durum (durum wheat), 492 nucleotides long. NCBI's taxonomy places the organism in Eukaryota, Viridiplantae, Streptophyta, Magnoliopsida, Poales, Poaceae. The record is from the annotation of a GenBank genome assembly.